AGUAUCUCUCGUUCAUCCAAUCGGCUAGGGUUUCUACGGACGACAAAGAGGAGGGAACUGCGAUUCGCUCCAGAUAACCUACUUCGCCUGUACCUUGAGAGCACUACACAGGCGGGGACUGUCGGGAACAGAUUUGUCUUUUGCUGGUGCAAUAGAUCAUUCUCUUGAUAGAGGUAUAAGAUGCCAAGGACAAAGCCUGGUACUGCAGCCACUAAACCAACUGAACCCGAGAAGCUGGCUGAGACAGAGGAAAAGAUUGAACUUGGUGCUGAAAAUGACAUGGAGGAGUUGUCAGAGGAAGAGGUCGAAUAUGAAGAAGUAGAGGAGGAGGUGGAAGAGGAAGAAGUGGAAGAAGAAGAAGAAAUUGAAGAGGAAGUGGAAGAGGAGGAUCCCGAACCUGAUGAAGAUGAUGAAGAUAACAUGGAGAAUGAUGAAGUGGAUGACAUAAAGCACUCUGAGCUUCUUGCACUUCCUCCACAUGGUUCGGAGGUUUACAUAGGGGGAAUUCCUCACGAUACAUCUGAGGAUAGCCUAAAACGCUUUUGUGAAACGAUUGGGGAAGUUACAGAGGUCAGGAUAAUGAGGGGAAAGGAUUCUCAUGAAAACAAGGGAUAUGCUUUUGUGACCUUUAGGACAAAGGAAUUGGCUUCUACUGCUAUAAGGGAACUCAAUAAUGCUGAAUAUAAGGGAAAAAGGCUCAAGUGUUCAACAUCUCAGGCAAAAAAUAAGCUGUUCAUAGGUAAUGUACCCAGAAACUGGGGAGAACAGGAUAUAAAGAAGGUUGUGAAGAAAGUAGGUCCCGGGGUUGUUGCAGUGGAGCUUUUAAAGGACCCGCAAAACUCAAGUCGAAAUCGCGGAUUUGUAUUCAUUGAGUAUUAUAACCAUGCUUGCGCCGAUUACUCCAGACAGAAGAUGUCCAACCCGAAAUUUAAGUUAGAUGAUAAUGCUCCUACUGUGAGUUGGGCUGAUCCAAAAAGUGCAGAAUCUACUUCUUCACAGGUUAAGGCUGUUUAUGUGAAGAACUUGCCAAAAGAUAUAACCCAGAAUCAGCUUAAAGAGUUGUUUGAACACCACGGCAAGAUUUCAAAAGUUGUUCUCCCUCCAGCAAAACCGGGACAAGAAAAUAGCAGAUAUGGCUUUGUUCACUUUGUAGAAAGAUCAAGUGCCAUGAAAGCUCUAAAGAACACUGAAAAAUAUGAGAUCGAUGGCCAAGUUGUAGAAUGCUCACUUGCAAAGCCUCAGGCUGACCAGAAAUCGUCUGGGGGAUCAAAUUCGCAGAAAACACCUCUACUUCCAUCCUAUCCACCUCGUAUGGGAUAUGGCCUGGUGGGAUCUCCAUAUGGUGCUCUUGGUGCUGCAUAUGCCAGUUCAAAUCUUGCUGGACCGCUGAUGUAUGGAAGGGGUGUUCCUCCGGGCAUGGCUAUGAUGCCAAUGCUGUUGCCUGAUGGGAGGGUCGGCUACGUCCUACAACAACCUACUCCGUCUCCACCGCAGAGAGGCGGACGCAGCAGCAGCAGCAGUGGUGGUGGUGGUGGUGGAGGUUCAAGCGGAGGAAGACGAAGCGGCAACAGCGACAGCGGGCGCAACCGCAAUCGGUACAAUCCUUACUAAAUCCCCGCUUCAAUUUAUAGCAAGAAAUCUCAGUAUCCCCACCCACCCCUUAAAAAUCUACUACUGCUCAAGUGAUUUGAAGCUGAAGCCUUCAUAUGAUGCUCCACCUAACAGACACAACAGUUGUAGACUGGUGUAUUAUUUUUUCAAGAAUGUAGUAUUUUUAUAUGAUUA
Messenger RNA from Andrographis paniculata, 1785 nucleotides. Its product is annotated as heterogeneous nuclear ribonucleoprotein Q. The transcript has 9 exons. Lineage: Eukaryota; Viridiplantae; Streptophyta; Magnoliopsida; Lamiales; Acanthaceae. Gene Ontology annotation, cellular component: nucleus. The record is from RefSeq and is a predicted model, not a curated record. Gene Ontology annotation, molecular function: mRNA binding. The coding region runs from base 181 to 1611 and encodes 476 amino acids.